AUGUCAAAUAACGCAGAGAAGGAUCAGGUUGUCCCGGAGGAAGAUGACGACGAGCCGGAUGACUGCGCAUCUUCAGUACUGGCUGCCAUGCAAGACAAAAUGAAUGACUGUUACUACGCGAAGAGAGACUGGCGAGCAUGCAAGGACGAGAUGGAAGCUUUUCGUGAAUGCUGGAAACGCCAGGGCAACGACAAGCGCACGGAAACCAAAGACGCAUGA
Molecule: messenger RNA, 219 nt
Organism: Penicillium chermesinum
Lineage: Eukaryota; Fungi; Ascomycota; Eurotiomycetes; Eurotiales; Aspergillaceae
Exons: 4
Coding region: 1-219 (72 amino acids)
Source: RefSeq, a predicted model, not a curated record